Acomys russatus (golden spiny mouse) is the source of this 447-nucleotide messenger RNA. It is a transcript of the gene Fam241b, whose product is annotated as family with sequence similarity 241 member B. The record is from RefSeq and is a predicted model, not a curated record. The transcript is spliced from 2 exons. Lineage: Eukaryota; Metazoa; Chordata; Mammalia; Rodentia; Muridae. Gene Ontology annotation, cellular component: intracellular membrane-bounded organelle. The coding region runs from base 19 to 384 and encodes 121 amino acids.
AUCGUAGCUCCCAGGAGGAUGGUGAGGAUCUUGGCCAAUGGGGAAAUCGUUCAGGAUGAUGACCCCCGAGUGAGGACCACCACCCAACAGAGGAGUAGCAGCCCUAGGCAGGGCUUUCUCAACAGAGGUCAUGGUGCACCUCCUGGGGGCCCUGGACCCCGCCAGCAGCAGCAGGCAGGUGCUGGGCUGGGUGCUGCCCAGUCCCCCUUCAGUGACCUGAACCGGCAGUUGGUGAACAUGGGCUUUCCCCAGUGGCGUCUUGGGAACCACGUGGUGGAGCCUGUGACCUCCAUCCUCCUGCUUUUCCUGCUCAUGAUGCUUGGGGUCCGGGGCCUUCUGCUAGUGGGCCUGGUCUACCUGGUGUCCCACCUGAGCCAGCGGUGACCUCUGGGGGGGAGGAGGAACUCAUGAGGGUGGGAGUGUUCAGUAGGAUUGGCUGCACAAGGU